AUGGCCAAAUCUAAGGGGAAGAAACCCCAGGGGGAAAAGGAUUUAGAAUCCCUUGAGGUAGCACUAAUCAAAAUCAAUCCUGACAAGAGGAAUUUGGAAACCCCCAAAAAUAGUCCUGUUAAAACGAGAAAGAUCAAAAAGUACUCUACCAAGAAAAGCAUUACUAUUCACCUAGAUUUGCAAGAUUCUGAGAAAGAAGAGGAGUGGUUUAAUGAUAAGGAGAAUAAGGAGAGUAUCUCACAAGAAAGAAUGCCUCCUCGACUCUUGUGUAAUGAUAAAAAUGUCCAAAUCAAACCUAAAGUGACUACCUUUGAUUCGGCAGAAUAUUUCAACUUGAAGGAUGAUGAUGAUUCUUCAAAUGAGGAUACAGGGGAUAAGGAGUACCAAGCCAAAGAUGUGGAAAAGGAGGAUUUCUAUAAGGAGGAUAUGGAAGUAGGGAGUGAUUCCUAG
Cryptomeria japonica (Japanese cedar) is the source of this 450-nucleotide messenger RNA. RefSeq lists its product as uncharacterized. The record is from RefSeq and is a predicted model, not a curated record. Bases 1 to 450 code for a protein of 149 amino acids. NCBI's taxonomy places the organism in Eukaryota, Viridiplantae, Streptophyta, Pinopsida, Cupressales, Cupressaceae. The transcript has a single exon.